Messenger RNA from Pygocentrus nattereri (red-bellied piranha), 3345 nucleotides. RefSeq names its product casein kinase 1, delta b (gene csnk1db). Lineage: Eukaryota; Metazoa; Chordata; Actinopteri; Characiformes; Serrasalmidae. The transcript is spliced from 10 exons. Gene Ontology annotation, cellular component: cytoplasm; spindle microtubule; nucleus. The coding region runs from base 428 to 1657 and encodes 409 amino acids. Gene Ontology annotation, biological process: spindle assembly; peptidyl-serine phosphorylation; endocytosis. Gene Ontology annotation, molecular function: ATP binding; protein serine/threonine kinase activity. The record is from RefSeq and is a predicted model, not a curated record.
CACGAUGUUACGUUUCUGCGAUACUCUCAAGGUAGAAGGCCUGUGACAGCUGGCUAUCAGCCGCUACGGAAAGGGGGAGAGUGAUCAAAUCCACUCCCAUCUUGAUGAAAGGAGGACAAAAUGACCAUCAAACCUAGAAGAGCAUAAUCUACACACUCUAAGCUUUAAGCCAAUGCUAAUAUUGUGGCAUUUUAUUCACUGAUACAUUAGAAAAGGAAUGGUGAAAACUGAACUCCGCCGGAAGGAUCCGAAUUUUCCUCAGGGAUUCGGGGGGGUUGGAGUAGCGUAAAGUCAAAAGGAUUGCAGGACGCUUCUGUUUAACUAAAGUCGUUUUUUGUUAGGCUACAAGUUUUCACAUCCGAGUUGUGAUUUUUUUACUAAUUGAAAUCGCUUUACUGCUGGCUAGUGGGAAGGUGUCAUCACAGCAAUGGAGCUCCGAGUAGGAAACCGAUACAGAUUGGGCAGGAAAAUUGGAAGUGGAUCUUUCGGUGACAUUUAUUUGGGCACGGAUAUUUCUGUUGGGGAAGAGGUAGCCAUCAAGCUGGAAUGUGUGAAGACCAAGCAUCCACAGCUCCACAUAGAGAGCAAGAUCUACAAGAUGAUGCAGGGAGGAGUUGGUAUCCCAACCAUAAAGUGGUGUGGUGCAGAGGGGGACUACAAUGUGAUGGUGAUGGAGCUGCUGGGACCCAGUCUGGAAGAUCUCUUCAACUUCUGCUCCAGGAAAUUUAGCCUCAAGACUGUCCUACUGCUAGCUGACCAGAUGAUCAGCCGUAUAGAGUACAUCCAUUCCAAGAACUUCAUUCACAGAGAUGUGAAGCCUGAUAACUUCUUAAUGGGGCUGGGGAAGAAAGGCAACCUGGUCUACAUCAUUGACUUUGGUCUGGCCAAGAAGUAUCGUGAUGCCCGCACCCACCAGCACAUUCCAUACAGAGAGAACAAGAACCUGACCGGCACUGCCCGCUAUGCCUCCAUCAACACUCACCUGGGCAUAGAACAGUCUCGGCGUGAUGACCUGGAGUCUUUGGGCUAUGUGCUGAUGUAUUUUAACCUGGGAUCGUUGCCAUGGCAGGGCCUGAAGGCUGCUACCAAGAGACAAAAAUAUGAACGCAUCAGUGAGAAGAAAAUGUCCACUCCUAUUGAAGUGCUUUGCAAGGGCUACCCCUCUGAAUUUGCCACAUACCUCAACUUCUGCCGCUCGCUGCGUUUUGAUGACAAACCUGACUACUCGUACCUGAGGCAGCUCUUCAGAAACCUCUUCCACAGACAGGGCUUCUCAUAUGACUAUGUGUUUGAUUGGAACAUGCUCAAAUUUGGUGCUAAUCGGGUAGCAGAGGAGGCUGAGCGAGAGAGGAGAGACCGGGAAGAAAGGUUGAGGCACAGCAGGAAUCCUGCCGCCAGAGGCAUCCCAUCAGCCUCAGGCAGACCCCGCGCCACACAGGAUGGUGCACCUCCAACACCCCUUACACCGACCUCACACACAGCAAACACAUCUUCACCACGACCUGUAACUGGUAUGGAGAGGGAGCGGAAGGUCAGCAUGCGGCUGCACCGCGGUGCUCCUGUUAAUGUCUCCUCCUCAGACCUGACAGGACGACAAGACACCUCCCGCAUGUCCACCUCGCAGAAUAGCAUUCCCUUCGAUCAUCACGGCAAGUAGCUGCUCGCCAUGUGCUUGUGUAACGGCAGCAGCACCAGAUUUAGACGACAUGUCCCAGAAGCCUCCACUCUGCAAAAUGGAGGGCAACGGUUGACCCACCUGUAUGUGGCUGAUUGAUGGCUCUUGUCUAACACUGAUAAAAGCAGGGCAGUCAGUCUUUCUUCAAUCGACAAAACCAAAAUGGUUCAGAACCAACUUGACCUCUUUGUUAAGGGUCUCUCUCUUGCUGUCUCUUCUUUCUUACUUUUUUUUUUUUUUUCACUCUGGUAUAUACAAUAUGUGCACAUGCAGAGGAUUGUGAGAACACUUCUGUCGAAGAGAUGCUUAUAGACUGACCCAGCAGAGACUGCAUCAGCCAGCCAAACUCCAGUGUCCUCUACACUGGUGUCUGUCUUCAUGCUAGCACAUUCUCUAAACAUCAGCAACGAUUCACUGAUUCUUUUCCAUCCAUGUGUUUUAAGGUUUUUCCAUCAAGACUUAUAUAUUUAACUGAUUUAAUUGAUUCCGUUUGAUGUACUGUAUUUCUUUAUUUUUUUAAAGUCUUAAUUUCAAAGUUCCUCUUCCGUAACAGUCUCCAUGUCUGGACUUGUCAUGAUUUUAUUUGACCAAUUAUAAUUUUAUUAUAUUUUGAUAGCCCUUUCUGUAACUGGUGGGUGGUAUAAAAUGGGUUCCGGUUGCAUGGUCAUAUUGGUGUUGUAGUAUGGACAGAUCGCUAAGGGGCCAAAAUCUCACUAUUUCUUGCUCAUGAUAAAGGUCAUGGAGUGGUUUACUAAUCCUUCCCUGCGCUGUAUGUUUAGCAGGGCCUGUGAAGCUCACCAGUCCCCCUGUUCCUGACCUUUAGCUUUCUUAACUGCUGUAUAUUACUGCCUUCCCCUUGUUGUAUCUCUUUUCUAUUUACAAGCUGUGAAAAUUGUAAUAUAUCCAUGUAAAUGUUUCCAUUUUCACCUAAUAGAGACUAUGAACUAGCCACAAAUCAGCAACAAUCCUAAAGCAUUAAAAGAUUUUUCUUCAUUACUUUGCACAAUGCCAAUGAAAUGAAGUGCUGGACAUCAGAGGGCUUACCAAUUAUAAAUCUAAUGAUCAUCUUUUAUAACUCAAAGUUAACUAUUGAAAGGCACACCUGAGUUUUUCAAGAGGGCAAGCAAAAGUAACAUGCAAGUCAUUAGGUGUUUGAACAUGUUGAUCGCUAGAUGCUUGUUUGACGUAAACUGACUUUUCCAAGUCGCGGUUGUAUUCAGUGAGAUGAUGAGGUGAAUAUGGAUUCCUCUUUAAAGAAUGUUCCAGCACUGAUGUGGCUCAACAGAUGUACCCAGAAGUUAAUCCUGGGUUCUAUGUAUCAAACUUCUCAGGGAAGGUGUGCUGAUCUGAGCUGCUCUUCUUGCUUCCACAUGUUCAUAUCAUAAUGAAGAACAGUUGAUUGGAUGGAGCUGCUCUUACAUCAGUGUCCUUGCUAUGAGAUGUCUGAUGCAUAUUUCUAAUGUACCUGUCACAUCUGAAGAGGGCAAAUGUUUAAGGCCUGAAUGGGUGAUUAGCAUCACCCAGGUCUCUGAAGCCCGUGGCCAUUUUGGGCUCAACACUUGGUCUUGUGAAGUCAUGCCAAUCUCUGAGCCCUAGUAGAAUUUGUAUCACUGUAUUUGUGCACCUUUUUGUGUACAUGUGUAAAUAAAUGAACCACUUGUAUUAUUUGA